CGUAAACUACUUGACACAAGUCUCGGAUUUGCUGGAGGAGUGAUGGCGGCUGCUUCAUAUUGGUCACUUCUAGCUCCUGCAAUAGAAAUGGCUGAAGAUUCAAAACUUUAUGGACAAAAUGGACAAUAUGCUGUUGUUCCUGUGGCUCUUGGAUUUUUAAUUGGGGCUCUUUUUGUUUGUGGGACCGAUUUCUUCAUUUCAUCACUUGGUGUACAUUCACCAAACCUCAUUUUAGCAUUGUCAUCUGAUGACAUGUCUCGUAAGGAAAAGGAUGACAGGAAUCCUUUGUUUUAUGACACACAUCAUAUGCAAACCACAGAAACAACAACAAUUGAAGGAUUUGGUGAGGUGCUAGCAAAUUCAAAUCCUGUAUCUAGAAGAAGAACAGCAAACAGUUCAGUACAUCAAGAACUUUACAAUCCAGCGAACGGCGGUCACGAAGUAGCUACUAACCAUCGUAACAAGAGUCGGUGGAAGAGGAUAGUUCUACUAAUUGUUGCCAUUACUGUACAUAACAUACCAGAGGGCCUUGCAGUAGGGGUUGGGUUUGGUGCUAUUGGAAACUCACCAGCAGCAACAUUUGAAAAUGCAAGGAACCUGGCAAUUGGAAUAGGCAUUCAGAACUUCCCUGAAGGCCUUGCAGUCAGCCUACCUCUCCAGGCGGCGGGGUUCUCCACCUUUCGCAGCUUCUUCUACGGGCAGCUGAGCGGUAUGGUGGAGCCCGUGUUCGGCGUAUUGGGGGCGGCGGCGGUCACCCUCGCAGAACCGGUCCUUCCAUAUGCUUUGUCCUUCGCGGCGGGGGCCAUGAUAUACGUUGUUGCGAAUGACGUCAUACCAGAAGCCAACACCUGUGGGAACGGCAAGUACGCGACGUGGGGAGUCAUCUGGGGGUUUGUCAUUAUGAUGAUGCUGGAUGUCGGACUCGGCUAGCAGCGUUUCUCUUCAUCUCUUGUUACGCCUGAUUCUUAAUGGAACAUAACAUUGUUAGUCGUGUCGCUGCAAGGUUUUAGCUUCCAUUCUGACUUAACGUGGCGUAAUAUCACAUUGCAGCCCAUUAAGGUAUUACAAGAAGGAUCCAUUAAUCCAUUCACGUACUUUGACGGCUGUGAGACGGCGUAUCGUAGGGAUUACGUUAGCUUCUUUAUCGACUGUAAAACGUCAUCGGAAGAAAGUCGAAGUAGUUUAAUUAAUUGACAACAGAUGUCGUAGAUCUAUACCAAACUUCUGUUAAUAUUUAGAGAGAGAUGUUUCGAGUCUUAUGCAGGCAAUUUAAUGUAGUAUAUAAGAAGAUUCAAUCCACUCUGCGAACCAGGGUGCGUCAUAGCUUGUGUAGGAAGCCUUGUGGGAAGAUAAGUCCUGUGUAUGUAUGUAUGUUUCGAUUUCCCACCGAGUUAUGAUUGUGAGACGUACUUUGAAAACAGAAUCUAGUAACUUUCUAAUGAUGACGUAACGUUCUACGGCACCAGCUGAUGAUGACGUGCCCUCGUUCAUACAGUGGAUGUAGUAUAGAAGGGCCAGCUGCUUAAUUACAUGGACAGGCAAACUAGUUCUGUUUUCGUCUUUCAUAUUACUAUAUUUGAGAGGAAGAAUUCUCAUAACGUUUGCACCGUAACUCCAGACUUGAAAAAAAUAUUUUAGAUCUGAUGUUAGGCAAUUUUAGGCGUUUGUUUCUAUAGACAGUGGCUCCCUAACCUUUCCAGGUUACAGACCACACCCUCGAGGGGAACAACUUGAAAGCUUGAUUUCAUAUCUUCAUUCGAACAAGGAACAAUACUAGCGGAGAAUAUGAUAGCUUGAUCUGCGACUCUCAACAAAGAGCGAUAGUAGUAGUAGUAGUAGUAGUAGUACAAGUAACCAUUGUUAAAUCAUACCAAUCAGACAUCAGCUAACUUCAUGGAGCUGAGCCCUUCUUGAGAAGCCGCCAGUUGUGGAGCUACUCAAAAAUUUCCCAG
Messenger RNA from Cryptotermes secundus, 1952 nucleotides. RefSeq names its product zinc transporter ZIP11 (gene Zip48C). Gene Ontology annotation, molecular function: zinc ion transmembrane transporter activity. Gene Ontology annotation, biological process: zinc ion transmembrane transport. Gene Ontology annotation, cellular component: membrane. Lineage: Eukaryota; Metazoa; Arthropoda; Insecta; Blattodea; Kalotermitidae. The record is from RefSeq and is a predicted model, not a curated record.